Kwoniella botswanensis is the source of this 1146-nucleotide messenger RNA. RefSeq lists its product as uncharacterized. The transcript has 7 exons. The coding region runs from base 1 to 1146 and encodes 381 amino acids. The record is from RefSeq and is a predicted model, not a curated record. Lineage: Eukaryota; Fungi; Basidiomycota; Tremellomycetes; Tremellales; Cryptococcaceae. Gene Ontology annotation, molecular function: 2-oxoglutarate-dependent dioxygenase activity.
AUGCCUAUCGCAACAAAGACUCCUCUCAGACCUUGGGUCCCUCCUGCCGAGACUACCGCUAAUGUGGAGUAUGCCAAUCUGAGAACUAUCGAUCUGAGCAAGUUCGAUUCUGAAGAUGCGUCUGAACGAGAAGCUGUAUUUAGAGAAUUCCAAACGGCCGUAAAAGAGGAUGGAUUUCUAUAUUUGGUAAACUUCGGUCUGACCCAAGCCCAAAUCGAUAAGCAAUUCGCUAUCGCCCAGCAUGCGUUGAUCGAUAACGGGAUCACCCCGGAGGAGAAGCAGAGGUUGGAAUGGAAAUAUUUGAACACUGGAAAAUACACUGGUUAUAAACCGAGGGGAUACUGGGAUAUCGCUCAAGGUGUCAAAGACAACGUGGAGAGUUUCAAUUAUUACAGCGAAACUAUGUGCGAUGGGAAACACCUCCCAGCCUGUCUCCGGGAUUACAUUGGGGAGAUCGUUGACUUUAACACUUACCUACACGAUGUCAUUAACAAGAAGCUACUCGCUCUUCUGUCUCGUAUGCUUGAGCUCCCAGAAUCAUACUUGUGGGAUCAUGUUCAAUCCCACAAUGGUCCGAUUGGAGAGGGCUACUUCCGUCAGAUGAUGUUCCAUCCACCGCCUGCUGAACACCGAAAAAAGUCGGACGUGCAAAUGCAUGGUCACCAGGAUUACGGGAUUACUACCCUUCUUCUCAGUCAACCGAUCGCAGCACUCCAAGUACUGUCUGCUGACGGUCAGUGGCGGUUUGUGAAGUAUAAGCCAGGUGGUAUGAUCGUAAAUCUGGGAGAGGUCUUGGAAUUCAUCAGUGGGGGCCAUCUCCCCGCGACCCGUCACCGAGUCACACAAUGUCCCGAGGAUCAAGCCGACAAAUACCGUUUAACAAUCGGUCUAUUCACCGCAGCUAACAACGGCUUAUCCUUGGCACCUUUGACCGAUUCUCCCUUGCUGGCGAGAGAGGGGUAUGUGUCCCGUUUUGAGGCCGGGUCUGACGGGGUGGUCGAUGCUACUAAAAUUCCCACCGCUGAGCAGUGGCGUGUUGCACGGGUAUUGAGAUCACAAACACCUCCCGAAGACGUCGUUGUUGUGAAGGGCGUCAAGUACAAUCGUCAAUACUUCCAAGGCAUCUAUGUUUUAGAACCUAUUUGA